Molecule: messenger RNA, 1078 nt
Organism: Sabethes cyaneus
Lineage: Eukaryota; Metazoa; Arthropoda; Insecta; Diptera; Culicidae
Exons: 14
Coding region: 1-1017 (338 amino acids)
Source: RefSeq, a predicted model, not a curated record
AUGAACAAAGCACCGCUAGUGCUGCUGUUGUUGACUACUUUCUAUUGCUGGUAUGUGUUUGGACAACAAACAACGCAACGAACUACAACCCGAAUAACGACUACGAAACCACGGACCACUACUCGUGCGGUUUCAACAACUCGAACGACUAGCCGUACGACUACUCCUCAGAGAACUACCACGAAAGCUGUAGCCAAGAACGCACAGUUACAGGCAACAACCACAAAGAAAGUGGGCGUUGCAACGACCAAACCAACCACGGUGAAAGCGGUAUCAACAACCAGGACAACAACGAGGACCACGGCUAAGAAUGCACAGCUGAAGCAAACAACAACUACAAAGAAAACAAAUCUACCAACGACCAAGCCAGUCACAGUGAAAGCUGUGUCAACAACUAGAACUACUACCAGGACCACGCAAGCUGCCAACAAGAACGGGCAGUUACAGCAAACAGCAACCACAAAGAAAGCCACGACGAAAGCUGCGACUACAACUACAAAGAAACCCACCGCAGGAACCACAAGAACUCCUACAACCACGAAGAAAGUUAGUCUGCCUACGACCACGUUGAGACCGGCGACAACUACAGUGAGGACCACAACACUGGCUCGAUUAGUACAAACAACUACAAGGAAACCAACCACUCUCGGAAUGACGUUAUACGGAUUUCCGUGGUUAUUUGGUCCAAUGUUUGGUGAUGAUUAUUAUUACCAAGAGUCGGAUGAUAAUAGCACAACAGUGAUGCCGGAAGACUACAGCUACGAGGAACUAGGUGUUUCAGAGGCUAUGGAAGCGCAAGCGGAAUCGGAACCAGAACUGGAAGUCUCAUCGCCGAACACACCAAAGGAGGAAGAGAACAUCAUCGCGAUCGUUACCGAACCGGCACCUGCAGCAGCCGGUUCUACUCGAAUGAAGCUAAAACGUCGCGUGACCACUACCCCAGCGCCAACGACCACAACACGAGUAUUGCUGAAACGGCGAGUAACUACAGCUGGUGCCAAGAGUCAGGCAACUUAAAAAUAAAGAAGUUGAGUCUAAUAUGACGACAUCAGUUUAGAGUUUAUUAAAUACUAAUAAU